Molecule: messenger RNA, 5343 nt
Organism: Coregonus sp. 'balchen'
Lineage: Eukaryota; Metazoa; Chordata; Actinopteri; Salmoniformes; Salmonidae
Source: the annotation of a GenBank genome assembly
GUAUGAAGGAAGCGGCCGUGAUUUCAGUCGCUUACAGACAGUCACAUGUUUACGUUGUAUUGCUCAUAUGACUAUCGCGUUCAAAAAUGACAGCUGGAUCCAGCCAGCAGAAUGCAGCAGGGGUCUUAUUAAUCAUUCAUUUAUGUUUCUAUGGGGGUUAUCAACUGACUGAGUUACAGGUAAGGGUCUGCUUCAGCUCUAUACCAUACAGGAAUGCUGCGCAGCGCGCCAUAUCAGGUUAUUUACAUUGUAACUGCUGCUACACUCAGAGUAGAGCUCUUACAGUGUUUAUACACUCGGAUGUGCUACAUUGUAUUGUUAUAUUGUAACUGCUAUGCUACUUGGCUACACUCACUGUUGCUAUUGUAAUGCCCCGUUUCGUCUUGCCCUGCUACUGAAUGGACAUCUGUUUUUAGCGCAAUAUGGAGAAGAGCCUGUCUCAAGUCAGAGAUAGCAUUUCUUUUGGGAGAUUGCAAAAUAUGACGUUUUCAUUCAAAACAGGAUAAAUAUAUUGUUUCAGGUGAUAAUAAAACAACAUGUUAUGUUUAGUUACUUUUUCCUCAACUUGUUUCUCUAACUUUAUAGCCAAGUCAAGCUAGCUUGCAGUGCAGAGCGCCACCUAAUAAUUAUCAUCAAAAACAAACACCAUUACGGUCACAAUAAACUAAAACGGGAGGCAACAGUCAUAUAAUAAAAUUGUCUUAACAGCCAAUGUGUAUUUUUUAGCUAGCUGUGCCACUAGAGAUCCUGGUUCGAAUCCAGGCUCUGUCGUAGCCGGCCGCGACCGGGAGACCCAUGGGGCGGCGCACAAUUGGCCCAGCGUCGUCCAGGGUAGGGGAGGGAAUGGCCGGCAGGGAGGUAGCUCAGGUGGUAGAGCAUGGUGUUUGCAACGCCAGGGUUGUGGGUUAGAUUCCCACGGGGGUACGCUCUGGAUAAGAGCGUCUGCUAAAUGACUAAAAAUGUAAUUUUUUUAACGUUACUAUUAAAAUGGUACUUAUAGGAAUGGGUAAUUGUUUACAAGUUGCUAGCUAUCCAAUAAAGCCAUCACUGAAAACCACAUAUUUGCAUCUUGUUUUGUGGUUUGGUAACCUCCUGUUUUCGGUGGUGGCUUUAUGGGAUAUCUAGCACCUUGAAAACAAUUACCAAUUCCUAUAAGUACUAUUUUAAUAGUUAUGUUUCGUCUCUCUGUGUUUCAUAAUUGUCCUUCAAUAUCCAAGAGGCUGAAUGUAUCUCACCGGAGAAAGCAUCCGAGAGAGCGAAAGAGCGGCCCUAUGUCUCUGUAUGUGUUGGCCAUCUAUCCGAUGCUGUCUGACCAAAAAAAGUAUGACAUUGUUGCCGCCCGUAUCAUUGAAUGCAAGGGAAGCCAGCGAGCAUUUCACCUCCCUUGAUAAAAAAAAGUAUAAAAUAGCCAAUCAGCGUCGAGCAAUGGACAUUAUACCGGUGGAAAUGUGUCCUUUGGUCUGGAGUCCAAAUUUGAGAUUUUUGGUUCCAACCGCCAUGUCUUUGUGAAACGCGGUGUGGGUGAACGGAUGAUCUCCGCAUGUGUAUUUCCCCCGUAAUGCAUGGAGGAGGAGGUGUUAUGGUGUGGGGGUGCUUUGCUGGUGACACUGUCUGUGAUUUAUUUAGAAUUCAAGGCACACUUAACCAGCAUGGCUACCACAGCAUUCUGCAGCGAUACGCCAUCCCAUCUGGUUUGGGCUUAGUGGGACUAUCAUUUGUUUUUCAACAGGACAAUGACCCAACACACCUCCAGGCUGUGUAAGGGCUAUUUUUCCAAGAAGGAGAGUGAUGGAGUGCUGCAUCAGAUGACCUGGCCUCCACAAUCACCUGACCUCAACCCAAUUGAGAUGGUUUGGGAUGAGUUGGACCUCAGAGUGAAGGAAAAGCCUUCACUUUUACGUUUAUUGUGAUGGUUAUGGCGUUUGUUUUUUAUGAUAAUUAUUUGGUGGAGUUCGCUAGUGACAGUGGCAUCUUCAACCUAGCCUAGCUUUAAACUAGCUAGCUACUCUGCAGCGCAAGCUAGCUUGACUUGCUAUAAAGUUAGAGAAACGAGUUGAGGAAAAAGUAACUAAAGAAAACAUGUUUCAUUAUCACAUGAAACAAUAUAUGUAUCCUGUCUUGAAGGUCAUAUUUUGCAAUCUCCCAAAAUAAAUGCGAUCUCUGACCAGAUACAGGCUCUCCGUUACAAACACUACACAUGUCGGUUCAGUAGAGUGGCAGGACUCGGUGAAGACCUACGGCGUACUGAAAUACGUCACGAUGUAAACCGGGCCAUCAAUAACUGUCUGCUGCUAGUCUUGUCUGCAACAUUCACUGAGAUUUGUUGCUUGAAGCUAUUUCUCAAUAGUUUCCUGGAAGAUCGUUUUUCUUCUUCUUCUUAAUCAGUUGUUGAAGAAAGCUGUUGAUGUUGAUAAAGGCGUUGUGAAUAUCUCUGUUGUGAAUUUGUGCUGAACAAACAGGUAUGCCACCUCUGCAACGGAACAGUGCAGAACGGCACCGCUCUGGGCCAGUUCUGUUCCGCGGCUGCGGGUUUGAUUGACGGACGCUGCUGCCUACUGCGAAAACAAAACCCCAGCAAUGCUGACUACGUCAUUGGGUAGGUUUUUGUGCUUUGACAACACAUUACAUGACAUUUACAAAAAAAAAUAAUAUCAUACUGCCCCCCCGUGGGAAUCAAACCCACAACCCUGGCGUUGCAAACGCCAUGCUCUACCAACUGAGCUACAUCCCUGCCGGCCAUUCCCUCCCCUACCCUGGACGACACUGGGCCAAUUGUGCGCCGCCCCAUGGGUCUCCCGGUCACGGCCGGCUACGCCAGGCUUUGUUUUGUAACCUUUAGCAGUUGAUAACCUGGUGGUCCCAGUGAAUUGCCCAUAGGACAAAUACUCAAUGAUUAUUCACUUUAUGUAAUAACACAUUUAGUAACAUUCCACAACUGUAACGUGGAACAACUGGUUAGUAAAAUAUACCAACUGAUUGUAGCCAAAUGUCUCAUUGUCAUUAUGUUGCAUUAUAUAUUUCCCCUAAACGUUUUUCAUCCCACUCUGUUUCACACUCAGGUUGGACCUAUCAAACUGUUCUCUAAGCCAUGUAGAGGACCUUCAAGAGGCAUCAACAGCUGCAAUGAUGUAUGGAAAACAGACCAUUUUACAUUUAGGCUACAAACAUGAUCAGUUUGUUCCCAUUUUAAUACAGCCGGUGGUACUUACAGACGUAUCUUCUCUUCUCUUCUCUCUGUUACUCUUCUUCCACAGAGAUCUCUCACUGAACCCCAUAGUUAACCUGAACAAUUCACUGUUUCAAGGCUUCAUCCAGUUGGGUUACCUGUAAGUACAACUCACUGAGCUGUCUUAUCAAGUCCAAUCUUGCAAUGCACAUUUUAAUGUCCAAUCAGUUCCUUAUUAGAAUAGAAUUCACACAUAUUUUAAUGUCCAAUCAGUUCCUUAUUAGAAUAGAAUUCACACACAUUUUAAUGUCCAAUCAGUUCCUUAUUAGAAUAGAAUUCACACACAUUUUAAUGUCCAAUCAGUUCCUUAUUAGAAUAGAAUUCACACAUAUUUUAAUGUCCAAUCAGUUCCUUAUUAGAAUAGAAUUCACACAUAUUGUAUUGUCCAAUCAGUUCCUUAUUAGAAUAGAAUUCACACAUAUUUUAAUGAGCCUAUAUCCUUUCUUUUUGGACCUGCAAGGGCUCUGCCUGCCAACCUGGCCUGUCCGGGAGGCAAUGCAUCGUGGGAUAAGGUGGAGGUCAAAGGGGACACAUGUCAUUGUGAAGGACAGAAGGACAUCUGCAACCAGACUGAACACCUGUGUGAGUCACUGUCAAGGUGUUUUGCUGCAUGAUCGUUGUUGUUGUUGUGUUGAAUGAAGAAGUAGCAUAGUCCUUAUUUGUAGUUUAUAGGACAAUAACUAAAAGUGGGUACCCCGCCACUGUUUUGGUAAAUAGAAGAAUGGGGCUUGGGAAAUGUAACCACUCUCAAAUUCAUAGACAUAGCUAUGGAUGGAAGGACUGACCAUCCAUGAUAUCAACAUGAUAGUUUUAACCAUGUUAUGAGGCGAUACAGUGUUUGUUUACAAUGACUUUGUUUACAAACAAUGGAGUAAACAAGCGUAUAUUUUUGUUAUAAUGAGGUACCGAAGUUGAACUAAGCUCAUGAGGCAUUUCUAAGUUAUACUCUUCAACAAUCAGUGGGUAUAUGUAAUUCAUUUAAGAAGUCAAAAAAACGUAUGUAUAUCGCAGAUUGCCCCCUUUAAACUCACUUUGGGAAAUUAAAAAUGUGGGUGUCACCUUAGCUGUGAUUCUGAAUACAGUGAUCUGGUAUCAAUAUUAUAGUUGGCAUUGUGGUUCGUUGCUGUCAUAAUUUCUGUUCAUAAAGUAUCUUAUGAGUCUAAGCUUUCCCCCCAUAACAUUGCUUCUACAGCGUUGAACUGCCCGGAGAACUCCCUCUGUUCAGCAUACGGUCCAGGCUUCUUUGAGUGUAGCUGUGUGGACGACUUCCAUGGAUACAAGUGUCUUCGAGAGGUCAGUUAGUACACCACGUCAUCCCUGUAUUAGUAUUUUCGUGACAAUGGCUUUAACUUCAUCAUCAUCAUCAACAACAUUCAUUCAUAUCCAAUCUCUGAUUGUUGGAAGACAGAAUGAGCGUUAAUUGCCAAGGGAACUCACAGCCUUUCAAACAAAACAACCAAACCCCCAUUGUGGUGUCAAUGCUAUGGUAACACUGAGUCACAUUGUUGUUCUCCUCGCUGUUGUUGACAGGGGAAGUUCCCUAUAAUCCAGGUGUUCGGGCUUCUAGGGGCCUCCACAGUCCUGGUCUCCAUCCUGCUAUGGGUCACCCAGAGACGCAAGGUCAAAUCUGUCUGAGGUUGUACCCACUCCCCUGGUCUGAGGCCUGGUCCUGGGCCUCUAUGGUUGGAAGACACUGAUAUUUUCCAGUGAUGCCGACAUGAAGAGACAGGGAAAAUCUGAUGCGAACAGUUUUAAAACGGACUUCUAUGGAGACAGUUGGAUCAUGCUCUGGACCUUUAUUGUUUUAAUCAUCCGUUUUGAUGGGGUUGUUAAAUCUUUGAUUUAUCGCCACGGAUGUUAGAAGUGUUGUACCUUGCAGGCGUUUCCCUAGAUCAACAUCUAAGAGAUAGUGGUGUUGUAAGACAAUAUAUAACCUCACACUAAUAGCCUAUGUGCCAAAUCAUGUUUAUAAAAAAAAAGUUUAGUAAGAUGCUAGGGGCCAGUUUCCCGCACACAGACUAAGCAUAGCCCUGGACUAAAUAAUGUAUUUCAAUAGAGAUUCUCCAUUGGGCGUGUUUUUAGUCCAGAACUGCGCUUAAUCUGUGUCCGGGAAACCG